Molecule: messenger RNA, 209 nt
Organism: Prorocentrum cordatum
Lineage: Eukaryota; Dinophyceae; Prorocentrales; Prorocentraceae
Source: the annotation of a GenBank genome assembly
GAAAGACGAGGCAGAGGAGGCGCAGCUGCUGUGCUCGGGCCCUUUUUACCGACCUCUCUUGGGACACGGGCGAGAGUUCCGCCCGUUUUGCCGCUUGCGCGCCGGGGGCUGGAAAGGAGCGCCGUCCCACGGCUACGCGCCCGGGCCGCACGGGACGAUGCAGGGCGGCAUGCGCGGGGGCCCGCCCGGCCCGCGGGGAGGGCCGCUAG